AGAACUAUAAACUAAAAAAUUCCAACCCAGGAUAGAACGCGCAUGUAAUUCACAAUGGCUCAGCUGCUUAAGCUCUAUCUCUUUGCUUACAACUCUCUCCAGGCUUUUGGCUGGACAAUUUCUCUGUUCAGAAUUUUGACCAGUUUCAUCGCCACCAACUCUGUCAAUGGCGCUUAUGCUUCUGCUGGAGACUUAAUCUGUUUGUUGCAAACCUGUGCGUUCUUGGAAGUUGUUCAUGGAGCAAUAGGGAUUGUUCCAAGUGGAGUGUUGUUUCCUCUGAUGCAAUGGAGUGGAAGAACACAUUUCUUGUUAGCAAUUGUCUGCCGAAUUCCUGAGGUCCAGGAGGUACCUGCUUUCAUAACAUUUUUUGCUUGGAGCCUAACUGAGGUAAUUCGGUAUUCGCAUUAUGCACUGAAUAUCUUUGGAGGUUGUCCAUCUUGGCUCACCUACCUGAGGUACACUACAUUCAUUGUGCUGUAUCCCAUGGGCCUUGCUCCGGGUGAAAUGUGGCUCAUGUACCAAGCACUUCAUUAAAAGGAGAAGAACCUCUACGGGGAUUUCUUUGCUAAUCUUCCCUUUAGCUAUUAUGAUUUUGUCACGGUUGUUCUUCUCAUCUAUCCCUUCCUUUGGUUGAAUCUUUACCUCCAUUUGUUUAAGCAACGACGGUCGAAACUGGGGAAACGUCACAAGAAGAAAAAUUGAAGGUAGGAAGUUAUGGUUUUUUUCUCCUUUUAAUUCAAUAAUUAUGGAAUAAAAAGUACAAAAACUUCGAUAUUCCAUGAUAAUAUAUGUUGAACUUUAGAAAUUUGCAGUGUAUUUCUUAUAUGAACAGAAACAUUUAGUUACUGGGAUUGAUAUGA
This is a messenger RNA of Hibiscus syriacus, 860 nucleotides long. Its product is annotated as very-long-chain (3R)-3-hydroxyacyl-CoA dehydratase 2-like. Gene Ontology annotation, biological process: very long-chain fatty acid biosynthetic process; sphingolipid biosynthetic process; fatty acid elongation. Gene Ontology annotation, cellular component: endoplasmic reticulum membrane. Gene Ontology annotation, molecular function: 3-hydroxyacyl-CoA dehydratase activity. The record is from RefSeq and is a predicted model, not a curated record. NCBI's taxonomy places the organism in Eukaryota, Viridiplantae, Streptophyta, Magnoliopsida, Malvales, Malvaceae.